AUGUCCGGAGCAGGUGGUCGGGAAAGGCUUGAUCCUAGUGGAGAGCCCUUUACAGUUACUCGUAGGGGUGGUCGCAAGCAACGUAGAGCUGACCAGAGGGCUUUGGACACCCAGGCAGGUCUUUAUCAGCCUGAGCAAUCUUGGUCUGAGGCUAAAAGAGAAGCGUUUGAGCGACUUCAGAUUCUUGCGAGUAGGCGUCGGGAGCUAGCGGAUCUUGAGAGGAAAGCUAGGAGGGAUUUUGAGGAAGCAGGUUCGGAGCCAGUUCCACCUUCAGGGUCUCACCCGUUGGCAAGCGCGUCGCGCGGCAGCGGAGUAGGUGACUACGUUGAGGUGGCGGUAGACGAAGGAGUAGAGCCGGAAGAACCGAAGGGAGUAGGACCUGAGCCUGAGAUUCCUGAGCCCGAGGUUCCCCAGCCUGUGGUUCCCAAGUCCAAGUACGUGGUAGCUAAGUCGGCUCGUAAGAAGAGGUCUCAGGAAGCAGCUCCAAAGGUUACCCCCAAAGAGCCAGAAGCAUCACGUCCCAAAUCUUUGGAACCGUCGACCAUUACUACCUCUACCGGUUCGGUCGUUGCUGCACCCCGUCCCAAGAAGAAGCCUCUAUCCGUUCCCAUCCUGCCCGAAGCUGCGGAGAGCGGAGAGCUUCAGUUGAGACCGGAAGAAGGGUCUUUGGCGGACCCCAAGGCCAGUCCGCUGAAGAAGAAGAGUCGCAGGGCUAGGUCGGGCGAGGCUUCGGAAGGCGGUGAGGUGAGAGAGGUUGAGGGUUCGCUUCGGCCAGCGGAGCCUGAGGGGCUGCCAAGGAACCUUCAAGCUUAUCCUAGGACCAUUAGGAUUGUGUGUGAUUUUCACGGAGUCCUCGACCUGGAUACGGAGCAGACUGACUUGUACGGUAGGAAAUCCUUCUGGCAGCAAGGUGGCAGUAUCUACCCUGAAGCCCGCAGAACCUUCCAAGAGUUCCUCCGAGCCAACCCCCAAGCCGAGCUUCACGUUCUGAGCUUUGUAGGGUCCAGCUCCACUGCAAAGCAAAACGCAGUCGUAGUGGCGGUACAGGCACUAGCACGCACACUGCGUACCAAUCAAGUGAACAACCGCAUCAGCGUGUGCAUUUGCUUCGACCGUUCCCACAAAGCUUACAUCGCCAAGUCCUUGGAACCAGCCGUGGUGAUUGACGACUCGUACCAAAUCAUCGAAAACUAUCUUGCUGAAGAGUCGUCGCAUCGGCCGCGGCAGACGAUGAGCUCCUCGGAGGAGAUAUCGUUGGAACUUAGUUCAGCUUCGAUUGUGGAAGGUUUGGUGGGAAAAGCCGCUAAGUUGGAAGAGGAGUUUUGUGCCCUGAGGGACAUCGUACAGGAAAUGUGGAUCAACCAAGAAUCCUGGAAUGAAUGGUCUCCCCCGGAAGCACCUUCUCAAACAGCCGGAACACCCCAAAACGCCCAAUCGUCGUCGCCCGCGCGUGUGCAUCGAUUGGAUACCAAUUCCAGUGAUGAGGGUGUUGAAGCUCCUUCUGCCGGUGUUGAGUCGGUGCACGAAGAGGAUUUAGAAGUGGCACAUGUUAAGCAAAAAGAUUUGCAUCACAUGAAAUUUCCUUCGUUGCCCGACAACGCUGGAGCGUUCAGAGCGUGGAGGAAUUCGAUUGUGCCAAUGGUCUCAUCAUUCGACCGCUCCUCAAACGGAGAGGUGACAGAUUGGGUCCUAAAGGCGGUUCGCGCCCGUUCGGACUCAGAGAUCCGUGCACUUUACGAUUCUUCUGAUCCUUAUCCUCGUUUGGAUCGUGUGUUGGCGAGUGCUCUGACAAAGCCUGAACACUUGAAGUCGCAUUUUGGUCUCAAGUUUCAGUCGUAUAUCGAAGAGUGCGAAGCGUCGUCACGGCCCUUGCGUGGCCGAGUGUUGUUGAACUUUGUUGUGCGUGAGUUUGAUCCGGAUUCCACGUAUGGCACGGUUGUCUCAGAGCUUGAGUUGUUUUCGAUGCCGGCGCCUGAGGGUUCCAUGCAGUCCUUGAAGGCGUGGAGAGACAAGGCAUUGUACAUCCUUAGCCAGUUGCCGACCUCAGAGAGACCGUCAGAGAAGUUGCUUUCGAAGUGGCUUUUCGAGAGGCUUAAGAAGGUUGGUUUGCUUCGGAGACACACUGACAAGAUCAGAGACGCGGCUGAGGGAGCACCAGAGAGGAGUUUUGAUUGGUUGUGGUCAAGACUCGAGCGCACGAUCUUAGAAGGAAAGCAGGAGCAGAACAUGAUCUCGAUUCAGGAGGCGUUGAGGAAAGGACCCAAGAAGGAAACCCCAGGAGUCCCUGCCCCCACCGACAAGAACAAGGAUAAAGGAAAGAAUGGGAAAACCGGUGAGGGUAAAGGCGGACAGUCCAAAGGCAAGGGAGGAAAGGGUUCAGGGACCCCCAACGACAACAAAAAUAAGGAUCAAAAGGACAAGGCAGGAAAGGACAAAGGAAAAGGGAAGAAAUCGGACCCUUUGUUCGAAAAGGCUAAGGAAGAAGGUGUAUGCAUCUUUUUCCAGAAGGACAGAUGCACUCGUGGAGACAACUGCCCUUUCAAGCACGAGAAGAUCGCUGUUUCAGGCGCCCCGGCUCCACAGGCAAAGGCGAAAGCUGCCGCGGCAAAGGCCACACCCAAAGCCGCCGCAGUGGCUUUGGUAGUUGCCGCCUUGGCCUCAGGCGCGACUGCCUCUGUAGCCGAUGCCGGUCCGUGUUGCACUUUAGAUGUGAUUGGAGACACAGGAGCAGGGGAACAUUUGGGUUCCAAAGAAGCUUUCGUGAAUCAGGGUGUGUCUUCUAGCGUCGUAGACCAGUUCUGCGGUACUUCUUCCAGCCACAUCGCCUUUGAAACAGGCGGUGGAAAGAAACAAUCGAAUGAAUCGAUUGGGGUUUGGACUGAGUCUCUCAAGAAAGUGGCGAACAUGUUCAUGUUGAAGUCAUGCCCACUGGUCUUUUCCAUCGGCCAAUUUGUUAUGAAUCAGGGUUACAGCUUCUUUUGGCCAAGUGGGGAGCUUCCAUACUUGAUUCCACCAGAAGUUGAAUACAAGAUGGAAGUUGACAUUGAUGAGUGUAGGUUAGCCGACCGGGUUGAUCAUUGCGUGCCCAUCUUCAAGGAGAGGGUAGAGCUCAUCUCUGGCAUGCCUGCUGGACUUCUUGUUCCGUUGAUUCCUCCAGGAUACAUUGUUUCUGCUUCAGAGAGACUUGGGUGGAGUAGGUUCGGAGGUAGCCUGCUUCAUGCCAUGAAGAAUCCCAAAACGUUUCAGGUCACCGAGGAAACAGCCCCAGUUCUGCGUACCACGUGGCUGCACACGACAGCUGGUCAGUGGUUUGAGGUGGAACGCCAGGCACGGUGGCAAGAUCUCGAAGUUCAAGAGGCGCCGCUGCCUUUUGCCGCGGACCUCAUCGUUACAGAGUUUUUCAGAGAGCCAAUGUCAGAACGCUCUGGCGAGACUACUGCGUCCAGGGAGUCAGCGCGACGCGCGGUCUCAAAGGAUGCAGUAGCCCCAAGCAGCAAGGAUCUCGAGAAGGUCGGAAGCAAAGCUUCGAAGGACGAUGAGAAUUCAGAAGAGGAGUGGGUUGAAGAACUUGAGCCCAACCAUUUCCUCACGCACUACCCUAAAUCUAGGAAGUGCAACAUUUGUUUGCAAGCUAAGCUUAUGGGUCAUUACCAUCGCAGGCGCUCCAACCAAAGCUUGAGUCUUCAGGAAGCUCGCAACAAAGAGGAACCUGAGGAGCCGUGUCAGCGAAUCGCUGUAGAUCACAUGUUUUCCUAUGAUCAGCCUGCUGAUGGUGAUGAGGUUGUGUCUUUUGUGUGCAGGGAUCGGUAUUCCGGCAUGGUUUGGACCUAUCCUGCCGAAACUAAGGAAAGCGAAGAGGUUGAGAAUUCGCUGCGACACUUCUGUGGUAGGAAAUCUCCCAUUGUGAGUGUUGCUUCGGACUGUGCACCAGAAAUUUUGAAGGCGAUUCGGGACUUGGGUUUCAAUUCGGAACCUAGUGUUCCAGGUGAUCGACUUCACAACCCAUUCGCAGAAUCUACAAUUCGAACCUUGAAACAGGGUACCAGGGCUCUGCUGCUUCAGUCGGGUCUUGGGGAGCGCUGCUGGAAGUAUGCACAAAGAUGCUUUGCUUUCCAUUGCAACGUGUCUCUCGAACCUCCUAAGGUCAUACAGGAUUUGGCUAAGGAGAAGGGAGUCGAGUGUGCGGGUACCAGGUACGAAGCUCAUCUGGGUUAUCCGUACGAGGGUUACUUGAUACCCUUUGGUGCGUUGGUGUGGUAUAAGAACAAAGAUGCCGCAACCUUCGCCCCGAGAGGCGAAGCCUCGAUUUACAUGGGUCCCACAGUCAUUGACGGUUUGCGUCACAAAGGUGUUCACCUCGUUGCACCGUUGUCGUCUGUCCGAGAAGGCGAUUUCGGCGUUGUUGCAACGAAAGAGAUCGCGGUGCCAAACGGCAGAUGGUCUUUCCCAUUGGCAAAAGCCAAAAAGCUAGAUGAGGAUAAUCCUCACCACAAGCUGCCGCCGAUUGAAGCUUUCACGGCACCGCCCGCGGAGCCUGCUGAAGCGGUGGUUGAAACCAGAAGGGAAGGAGCGGAGACGUCUGCUCCAGUGGUGAAACGUCACAGGGCCAUCACCAAGUUGCGCAUUGCGAUUCACGGCAAAAGUCCGAAGUGUGAUGGUUGCAAGAACGGGUCUUACAAUCACUCACCUGCGUGUCGAGAGCGUUUUGAUGCGUUGCUUGAUUUUCACGAGCCUCUGGCAAAGGCAGAGGAAGUCCAAAGGGCUGAAGAUGAAGAAACAGAAGCGGACUUUCGCCCACCAGUGGAGUCGGAGCCUCCUGCGUUCACAGGUCCGAGUUCAGGGGGGCCUGAAGAGAUCGCUUCGGGCUUGACAGCUUGUGUUGACUUGCUCCUUUCUGCAGAGUGCGGUACAGUCGACGAAGUUCUUGCUCAAAAGUUGUUUUCAGAGUUGCCGCAAGAAGCUACCUUUGCACUUCCGGCGACCACUCGUCGCGAACUUCAAAAGGAGUCGGUUGGCGUUUGUUUCGGGGAGUUCUGCUGCUCGCCGGACAGCCAACUAAGGCGAGUUGCCAAGGAGUUCGAGAUAGAAUAUCUGGGCCUUAGCAGAGACUUUGUCGAUCUGACGGAUCCGGAACAAGUCGCUCAGAUAGAACUGUGGAUGACGGAACAGGCUGUCAAUCACAAGGUGUUGCACAUCUUGGGGUCGUUGCCGACACUAGACGGACACAAAAGAAACGCGAAGAAUUCGGAAACCUUGUUGAUUAGGCACUUCGUGAAGUUGGCGGAAAUCGCUUCUUGCUCUGGCGGUACCGUUACUUUCGAGUGGCCUCGUCGAUACGAGGGUUGGAAGGACCUGUUGGUGUUGGACAUGAUCGCUCGAUUCGAACUACAGGUGAGCUUCCCCACCGGUUGUGGCUUCAAGCUUUCUGUUGAAGGUAAAACACCGUUGAUGGCUUGGCGUGUCGUCAGCUCGAGCUCGAGACUUACAGUUGAGUUUGGAAGAAGGUCGUGUCGGUGCGCUUUUCCGCAUCAAGAGCUUGACGACCACAUGGCCUUCAAGGCAAGGUUUUACAACAGAGCCAUGGCGACGGUGAUUCUAGGGGCCUUGUUUCCCGAGGUGGUUCACGAUCACGUCCCUGCGCUUCCUGUUGUUGCCUUGCAGUCUGGUCCUUCUGAGCACAGGGAGAGAGAAGUUCCCGGUGCUCCAGGUUUGGAAGAGGCUUUCGGUCUGGUGACUAAAUCCUUGUCUCGCAAGGAAAUGUUGGCCUCACCGGAUGCUUUGCAAGCCAUCAAGAAAGAGGGUGAAAAGCUGCGUCUUAAGGACACAUGGGACGAUAGCACGGCGAUAGACCCAGACACUCUUUGUCAAGAGGCCAGGAAGACAGGGGCCAGACUGCAUGUCGCUGAAGCUAUGACCAUCGCUGGAAUCAAGAACUUUGAGCUUCCUCCUGAGAAGCAUGUUCACAAAGGACGCGUUGUGUACCGUGGUGACGCGGUGCGAGACGAGCGCGGAGCUCCAGCGCUGUUUCAGGCGUUGCAUUCGUUGCCCACAAACAUUCAAGCAAUUAACUUGACUCUUUUCCUGGGCCUGUUGUCAGGGUUUGUCGUUCAAGCCGCAGACGCGUGCCAAGCCUUUUUACAGGCACCUCUGAGGUCGUCAAUCCCGACUUGGGUUAUCUUGCCUCAAGAAUUGUGGAUUCCCCAGUGGAAGGGGAAGUUCAAGCGGGUAGCUGUUCGUCUUCGCAAAGCGUUGUAUGGGCAUCCAGAUGCUCCCGCGUACUGGCAAGUGCACUUGGAAGGUAUCUUGACGUCGUUGCUUGCUGCCACGGUGGUUGAGGGCUUCCCGUCAGUCUUUUGGAUCCCUACGCUGUGUGUCUUAGUGACGAUAUACGUUGACGACAUUUUGGCUGCCGGUCGCCCUCAAGCCCUCAAGGAAUUUUGGGCACAACUUUCAAAGCACAUCGAAAUUGAAGCGCCGAGCGAUGUCGAUAGGUUCCUGGGUCGAUACCACAAGUUUGUCGAUUCUUCUACGGUCUUCCUCCAUAUGGAGGAAUACGCCAAGCAAGCCAUCGAGCUCUACACGUCGCUUCCUGGUGCUAAACCACUGAAGGGUGCAGACUCACCGUAUGUGGCGGAGGGGUCGCUUCCUCUUGAAGAUUGGCAAGUGAAGGGGGAACUUUCCCAGCAUUCUGCCAAAAUCCUUAUGAAACUUCUGUGGUACUCUCGCUUGUGCAGACCAGAUCUAGCGCACGCCAUCUCUUCCCUUGCAGCCCAGUCAACCACCUGGUCCAAGAAUGCAGACAAGCAAGUACAUCGGCUGAUGUGCUUCGUGAUGCAAACCAUGGACGUUGGGCUCAGGGGGGUGGUGAAGGAUCCCUUAAAGGAUUGCGUGUUGGAUCUCUUCGUGGACGCUGAUCUGGCUGGUUGUCCCCACACAGCCAAGUCGACAUCGGGACUUUGGCUUCAAAUAAGCGGACCGAAUGGGACUCAAUUCCCAAUUGCGUGGUCAAGUCGACGCCAAGGGGCGGUUUCCCGCUCCACCACGGAGGCAGAGAUGAUCUCGCUUGCGGAGGGUCUGUUUGUUGAAGCGUUGCCGGUUCAAGACCUGUUGUCAAAAGUUGCCGAGCAUGUUGUCCCACUGGUGAUUCACGAAGACAACGAGGCGGUGAUCAAGCUGAUAGAAGCAGGGCCCUCGCGAGGCUUCCUUUUCAGGACCUCUCGCGACGGGGGGGGCAGGGCGGACAAGAAAUGCAUAUCCUGUUGCCAUGCAGCCGUUUUUUUUCAAGAGAACUUGCAAAAGAUGAAGCCUGCCUGGGCUACGGCCGUGGAGCAGGCAUUGAAGAAAGAUGCUCCGGCAUUGGGGAGAUGGACGGAGAUCGAAACUAUCCUGCAGGAGAGCAGGAAGUGCUACAGGCAGGUGCUGCGGCCGGGUCAAGUCCUGGCCUUUAGUUUCAACAAGCGGCAAGUGGAUAUGAAUGGAGGGCUGCUAGCUGAGGUGCGAGGCGAUGAGCGAUACAUGUCGUUAGCAUGCAGUCACUUUACGGCAUUUUGCCGUGCCUGCAUUGCAGCAUGUCCCUCGGACCAAGAGACGGUGUCGGACAACGGCAAGCUCACGUUGCAGCGAUUGUCUACGGACUUUCGGCAGGCCGUGGAUAAUGGAUGGGAGUGGCUGGUGCUGUCAGCGGAAGUUGAUGCAGUACUGCCCUCGCUGGCCUCCUUCGUUCAGGAAGUCAUGAAUGCAGCCCAAGGAGUUGCAAGAACGGCAGGCGAGCUGGAGCUCGCCAUGGCGAUGGUGACCCGAGCAAAGUUGCUGGCAGAGCAAGGUUUGUGCAUCGACUGGGAUGUUGUGCAAGCUGAUGUAGCAGCCACGGUGCCGGAUGCCUCGCCACAGACCGUGGCCGCUUGCGGGUUGUUCUGCAGAUUCUAUGCAGGAGGAACCGAAGCACCUCUGCUGAAGUUUUUGCACGACUUUUCCUUGAAAUAUGGGGCAAGCAAAAGAUUGGGAGAGGAAUUCAUGUCCACGGUCGCCGGCCUCCGGUUUGCAGGGCAGGAGCGAUCGCAUGCUUUCGCAAGGGCUGCGAUGAUCGCGACGAACCUGACAGCCACAAAAGUGGUAGACGGUGUGGCUCGGCUGCUGAGCAAGAGCGAUGUCAGCAGGCUCUGUGCGAAAGGCAUGGAAGAUGCUGUAAAGGAUUGGGAGGAGCUUCUUGCUCGUGCCUGGGCUCACACUCAGAAUGUGACGGAGGCAAGUGCACGUGCCAAGGCAGUUGAGUGCUUCGGUCGCCUGAUGGUUCGCAGCACCCUCUUCAUGUGCAAGAAAGAGAAGUCGGGGCAAGAAGGCCUUGAGCACGGGUCAUUGGCCAAUUUGCUGACUUUGUACGAACACGAGAUGGGUGGCAAGAGUGCCGGUGCAACACCGGCUGCUGCUACAAAAGAUGGGCCGUCUGAUGCGGCCCCUGCGACCUUGGAGAACAUGCAGGACCCGGCCUUCCUGAUGAAGCUGCAAGGCUUCGCAGAGGGGAACCUGUACAAAGGCAAGCAGAAGUAUCAGGACAUCUGGCCUUGGAAGCUGGAGAAAAUCGGCCAGAGCCACGGCUCUUUCUCGCUGUCUUGCCCAGUGAGCUGGGACAAGAAGGUCGAGGUGCCUCUGAGCGAGCUCAAGAAAUUUUUCGAGCUGUAUAGCGGAGUUGACUUGACUUUUUUGAAGAGUCCCACGUGCUGUCUGUUGGAGGGCAAAGUCAAGACAGGCAAGCUGACGAUCUUCCCCUUCACGGAUCAGAUUUCAAAGGUUGGCUUAAAGCCGGCAGCUGGCAGUGUGGAGGUUUGGCAUUCGGCCUCGGGCACAAGCUUGUAUAUUUCACCCCCGGCUGCAGCCGCAAGUUUGCUAUCUGCCUUCUGGCAGAUCCCGGUCGGCUCAGAGCCGAAUCUGACGACAGUCCUUCUGAACGAGAAGGGCUGGAAGAUUCCCAUUUUGAAGAACACUGCUCCGCUGAAGGAGUGCAUCCUGUACAGGCCGAAACCUGCCGAAAGUUUGAGGGCCUCGGCCCAAGAGCUGGAUCAAGGAGCCAUGAUGUCUGCAAUGGAACUUUUUGGCGCUUUUUGCAAGUGUGAAUUCAAGGAUGGUUUGCAGGCACGUGUUGUUGAUCUUUCCAUAAAGUUCGGCUCAAGCCUAAUGCCGCUGGUAAUCGAAAGAAAAUAUGUCCUGAAGCUGGAUGGUGCCAGCUGGACUCUGGGUGACAAGGAGCUAGAAGCAACGGACCAUGGUCCGUUUGUGGUACUUCGUCCAUGGAGCCCGGGCUUGUGCAAGCUGCUUUCUAAGCAGCAUAGCAUAAAACUGCCAAAAUACCCGGCAAAUUCAUCGUUGUCCCAGAGCGAUGUUUAUCUAUCGCUCGUGGGCUCCCGAAACGAUGCCUCCAAGGAGCAGCAGUCCAAGCGGCAGGCAGAGAAACUGAAAGAACAGAGCUCUGGCCUUUUCGGCGGGGAAGACAGCGAGGCUGCUCUAGUGUCUGUAACAGGCAGCUCUCCGAGAAAAGCAGCGAGGACUCGCUUGUCCCGCCGUGCUUCCAGGGAAGCAAGAGCAGAAAAGAAUGUGCUCAAGGUUGCCUGGAUGGAAAAGGAGAUCCGUGUCCUGGAGGCGGGCCAUGUCACGGAUGUGCCCGAAGUCCACUUGGAUGAUAUGGCACUGUUCUUUGAAGCAACACAAAAUGCCGUGCUUACUGCUGUUGUGAAGUUUGUGCCGGUGUUGGCAGCUGUUUGGGCUCCUGUAGGGAGCCCUUGGAUGCGGGCUGGCCUUUUUUACGAGGCGAAGUCGUCGGCCAUGCCCAAGCAGCGGGACCAGGAUAGAAGGAGGAGGAGCUCGAGCUCAGAGGAUAGAGAAGAACGACGAGAUCCUCGACCACGGUCGAGAUCUCACGAAGAGUCCGAGGACCAAAAGAAAAAGGAGGAGGAUGGCAACAAAAAGCCAGAGGAGAACGAGAAGAAGAAAGAGGAGGAGGAGAACUUUGAGGAGGAAACUGAGGCCUCCGAGGAGGCAACUGAGUCCGAGGACAAAGAAAAGGAUCCGGAGGAGGAGCCGGAGGAGGCUACGGCCUCGAAGCCAAAGGAGGCGGCCUCGGAGGCUGCGGCCUCGAAGCCCAGAGUCCCUUCUCUGGAUGAGAAGACCGCUCCUGAGUGGCCGAUAAGUGCCGCCGGCAGGCAGAGGCUGGAGAAAAAGCUUGCAAAAGCCAGGGAAAAGAAGGAGAAAAAAAAGGGAAAGAAGGAUAAAAAGCAAAUGGAGAAGGAUGAAAAGAAAAGCGAACAAGAGAGAGCAGAGAAAAAGGACAAGGAGGUGGAUGAAAAAUUGAAGGGGGCAAAUGAGAAGGCAGCAGAUGAGAAGAAGGACAACAAGCCUUCGGACGGGCCCAAGGGCCCGUCCAAAAAGUGCCCCAUUUGCUGGAGGUGGAUACAGGAGCAUGCGGCCGCCCGUCGCCAGCACCGAUUGUCGGUGUUUCACCGAACUUGGAAAUACAUAGCCCAAGGGCUCAGCAAGGAGGCUGCUGCAGGCCGGGCAAAGCGCCGGUUCCAGGAGCACUGGCAGCCCGGGAGGGAAGAGGAGAGCGAAGAGGAAUCCGAAGUCCCAAAGUGGGAGCUGCGGCGGGAUUCCGGCAACAAGGGCCAUGGAUAUGGCGACAAGGGCCAGGGAUAUGGCUAUGGUGAUGUGAGAGGCGGCUCCGGCCCCUCGAGGGCCAAGGCCCAUGCCGAAGCUGAGAAGGGCCCCGAGGAUGACAAAGAGGAUCGAAAGCCGGUGAAGCUUUUGCCCAGGAGUUUGCCAGCUAAGGCUGGCAAGACCGGCCAGGACACCAAGAAGAAGGGCAGCAAGGCUAAGGGCAGCAAGGCUAAGGCCAAGCGAAAGCGACAGGAGUCGCCGGUACGGGACGGUGAUCACGUCCCAAUGCCGGACAAGAAGGACCCGGAAGAUCCGGAAGGAGGCGGCCCUGAGAGCUACGGCAAAGUCGUGACGAGCUUGUUUCAGAUAGCUUGUCACGAGCUGAGGCAGCGGUACUAG
This is a messenger RNA of Symbiodinium sp. CCMP2592, 11043 nucleotides long. Lineage: Eukaryota; Dinophyceae; Suessiales; Symbiodiniaceae. The record is from the annotation of a GenBank genome assembly.